CUUGUGUGCACGCAGGAGACUCAAGCGAUUAGCGGGGCGACAGUCCCGGCAAAUGCCAGAACCUCUGGAAUUGAAGGCGACCCGGUUAAUUUACAAUAGGGAGGAGGCCGGGGAAGGAGGAGGGUUUCGCAAACGACAAGGACAACGAGCAAUAAGGAAAGAAAGACAGAAGUUACAGCGAGCAAGGAAACAACCGAAAAAAGGAAACUGGAAGCAAGGAAGACGAAGGAAUGUCUUUGUCAAAAAACAGCAUACAGGACAAAAGAAAAGACUAAGAAAGAACACGCCUUCAGCAGAGGAAAGGUAUAAGAGGGCCAGAGCCCUGUAGCAUAGGCGGACGAAACUCACGGAUGAGAUUGUCCGGAAGAAUCGAACCAGGAAUGCAGCGGCAAAAACCUGAAUUGGCAUGACUGUAACCUUGGAAGGCACAGUAUGUGUAAGGCUGACAGCGGGUACGGCGCAUAAGAUUAAACACCACCGGGAAAAAUGCCACGCGUGAAAAGAGACCAAUGAGUGCGUUUAGACUGA
Messenger RNA from Cantharellus anzutake, 528 nucleotides. RefSeq lists its product as uncharacterized. The transcript is spliced from 2 exons. NCBI's taxonomy places the organism in Eukaryota, Fungi, Basidiomycota, Agaricomycetes, Cantharellales, Hydnaceae. The annotation marks the transcript as partial. The record is from RefSeq and is a predicted model, not a curated record.